CUACACACUGAUUGUUGACAUGGCUUCCUAGACAAUGACCUGACACGUUGACACUCUCGAACACACCUCUACCUUAGCUACCUACAUAGGUACUAAAGGGAAACCCCGAGAGUGGCCCAUGUCACGUGGUGGUGUCGAUGAUCUGUUGACGGAUUCAAUUACUGACUCCAUCUCAACCAGGGCACCCUCCUCUACGACAGCUGUUUCAGUCUUUCGCAACAGAGAUGAUACCAUUCUGACCGGCUGCGCCGCUAGAAUCCCCCAUUCUUCCCGAAUACGUCUUCUAUAGGCAUCCGUCUCUUCGUCAGAAGUGCUGGACUGACCACGUCAGAGGGGGUCGUUUGCCCAACCUCGUCCUUCGAGGCAACUCCAAGACGCACCAUGCUCCCUAUGCGGUCUACUGUCGGCUGCGCAAAGUUGACCAUCCGCCACAAGCCGUACAUCUGCCCCCGCUGUCAUCGUUCCGGGUUGGCGUCUUCCUCAGCAAAGCAUUUUACAAUCUCGAGCCCGGAUCGCCGACCGAACGGCCCGCUGGAGACGUCCACCCUCGAUCGGACACCCUACGAUUCCUUUCUAUUCGCAGCCCCGUCCUCCUCACCACCUAGUUCCAAAUCCUUCAUUAGGGAUCAUCUAAGAGCAUGGAGUGUUCAAAAUCAGAAAGUCAAAAAAGAUCACGCUGAGGACAACUUCGCCUCUGGGGCUCGAUUGACGGUUCUGCCCAAUUCUCUCUUCAUAGAGGAGUCACCAACCCUUCAAGAUGACGUAGAUUGGGAUGAUGCCUCGACCUUUGACGCCCACCGUACCACCGAUACUGAUGAUGGGGUCUCCGCUCCCCACGCGAGGCAUGGGCUGGAAAUAGGAGAUCUCAUCUAUCUCAACCGAGUCUACAUUAAUAUCCGUCCCCAGUUUGCCAUCUACUUAGGAACUCGUUUCGCUCAGGAGCAGUUCUUCCUCGCCGAUGGGAGAUGGUUGGUCACGACCUUGAGCCCCUUCACAAGCCCCAUCAUAUCUCGGUUUGCCCCAAAAGAAGAGGUCGACCUCAUCCUCCGUCAUUUGCCCAAGAAGCGUCUUGAGUACCAAGAUCGCCACCUCGGAAUUGCCACUCUACAUUCUUUUGCUGACCAUGUUCCCCAUGUCGAUGCCGCUCCACUUCUAGGUCGCAUCGUUGACUUUUCAGACGACGUCGACUCUUUUCGGCGCGACAACGUUGCACUUCUCGAUGGUAUAUACGACAUCCUCGCGCACGAGGACAAUUACAUCUCUCCUUCCUUCGCCCACAUCGUCGAGAAGCUGCUUGGUCGGCCGUCUACUCAGGUCUCCUCAGCCGAGUCCAUGUCAAUCUUUCUCGCAAUGAGUCGUGAUGUCACCCGUAUCAACUUUCACAAGGUGCCGCAGAGCAAGGAGAUGUCGACACUGAUUACCCCAAAAGCACUUCAUCGCAAGUUUGAAAAAGUCGUGGACUGGGCUCGGGACUACCAAGAUGCUGCUGCUCGCGCGGCGUUGGGAAUUAACGUCACCGCGGACCUCGAGAAGAACCCUCUCUCUUCGUUCAUCGACAAAGCUCGCCGUUUGAUACUCAAAAGCCGCAAGAUCCGUUCUCCCACCACCACAGGCCAGCUAGGUCCAAGUACUGCCCAAAGUACGGGUUCCAGUGCCACAGCCACCCAAGAAACUGGCGAGACGUUUUCAGAUUCGGACAAGAUGUUCCUUGAGUUCCUCUGGGAUUGCUACGUCCGCGAACCGAUGGGAUCUGCGGGGCGUACACGCCAUCAGUCAAUUGGCUCUCUUCUUCUGAGAGCCAUUGGAGCAUACCCUAAGAUGCGUUUAGAGCGCAACAUUGGUUCUCUUUUGCUCCAAGAACUCGGAGUUCUAGCACCCUCGACUCAAUCCUACGACCACAACCUAAUUGUUCGUGUACCCGGCCGAAGAGGCUCAGAAGGCCUCGAUGCUCUUAUUGAAGAAGCAGACAAGUCUUGUCGUGAUGCUGGCUGGCGCCGCGAUUUCACCUACGAUGCUGACCGGGACUUCAUGGCCUCACUAAGGCAGCCCUUCAAGCUAAAGGCUUUUGCGGUGGAUUCGUCAAAAACCUUCAUACGAGAUGAUGCAUUUUCGAUUGAGCCUGGCACCGUUAUCCCAAACUCCACCUGGGUCCACAUUCACAUUGCACAUCCGAGCGCAUUCUUUCCACGAGAACAUGUCUUUGGCCGCUUGGCCGAAAAGCUAGGGCAAUCUCUAUAUACCCCAACAGAGGCAAUGCAUAUGCUACCAUUAGAUCUGGCUUGCGCAAUCAGCUUAAAAUCAGGUAGCCCGGCCCUUACAAUCAGCACGCUUUUAGCCUACGAUGGCUCGGUUUUAGAUGUCAACGUUCAGCCAACAAUAUUGUCCGAGGUCGUCUUUCUCCGGCCCGAGGCUGUCGACAUCGUCACAGGACGAACAGCAGAAGAGGUGGCAAGUCUUCUCGUUGGCGGAAUGCAAGAGAAAGUUGAUCUACUAUGUUCUGAGCAAGACCUAGAAGAUGCCCAAAAACACCGUGAGACCUUGAUGGACCUCAUGCGCAUUCUUCUCGCUCGACACGACGCUCGCCCUAGUGAACUGCCACAAGCAGCAGACUGGAGCGCACUGCAGAUCUCUAGCUCAGUUUUCGUCUCCGAUGCCGAGCCUUUUCGAAGAGAUCACCUUUCCGAAAGCUAUCAUCGUCUGGGAGAGCCCGAGAUCAAACUCGUUGCGACGCGGCAUCCACACUGCUCUCGCUUAUCGGAGCUUCAACGUCAGCGUGAUCUAACCACGCAUGCCAUGUCUCUGGCAGCGGAGUCUGCAGGUAAAUGGCUCAGUGAUCGGAAGAUACCUGCACAAUUUGUCCAAACGGUGCUAGAUCCCGACACAGAUCUUGCGUCGAUCAAUCAAGCGGACAAGGUCUCGGCAGCGGAGCGACCUGCAAUUGUCGCACGUUCAUCACCUGGCGUCUUAUUGCACUUGAAUGCAAAGCAGUAUGUACAGUGUACAAGUCCCCUCCGACGAUAUCGGGACCUGGUGGUGCAGUGGCAAAUCGAUGCAUACCUGCGAGCGGCGGCAGAUGAGUCGCCACAUCAGUCACCUAUAACACGUGAUACACAGCUUGCUUUCAGCAAGGACGAGAUGGACGAACAUAUUCUGAAGAGUCACGACAGGAUGGGUUCCUGGUUCAAGGUCAAUGCGCGUACGGCGAGGUCAUGGCAACUGCGGGCAUUGUUUCGGGCAUUCCACUUCAACGAAGCGGAACUCCCACCAGUUUGGGACAUGGUAGUGAUUGGUGUAGCAAAAGCGAAGGGAGAAGAUGACGAUACACGCAUUCGGGGCCAGCUCAUCCCAUUUGGAUCCACAGUGCAACUCCUGGAAUCGCAGGAGAAGUGGGAAGCUGGGGUGAAGAAACACCAAUACUUGCCUGUCAAGUUCGAGAUGGUGGAUCAGGGUUCCAGGCUGAUUUCAUGUCGUGCGGUCGGCCCUCCUAGUGACACACCUACUUGUACAGAUCCUAUCAAGAUCGUGCCCCGAACAUGGCAAUCUGGGCAGAAUACGAGUGCACAAGGCGUCGAGGCUGACAUUGUUGUGGGCUGAAGGAAGGCAGCCCUGCUGUCGACAGGAACGCCAUGGACACGCAAGCAUAAUCAAGCGGGAAAGAGAACAGGCUUCUGGGGACAGAGGUUCCCCGGAUUGUAAUCCGUACCGCUGUCAAGUGGAGGAGAAAGAUGGUGACAAUCUUGCAUGCGAAGUAUACUUGGUGGGGUUGCGAUGGAGAGCAAGUGAGGAUCAGGUCAGAUCUCAGUUUUGAGCAAGGCACAGUUGGUGAUUCAUGAGAUUGCUGGCAUGGGGGAAGCUGCCGCAUCAAUAUGGUUGGAUUUGUAUAACAUGAGGGACGAGAGGCGUAACUUGGUAGACAGCCACGACGAGGAUGUACUCCGUACAGGGUAUGGCACAAGAUGGAGAUGGUUCUGCAGGCUAGUAAGUCCAUCUUGACAAAUAGUUACUCUGACAGAAGUUUGGAUUCUGGCUGGCGAGGAUAGGCGUAGGCGCAGUACUUCGUAGUGGUGGACUGGCACAUUGGAAUGAUUUAAACUUGGCGAGUGACAGAUUUGACAGGCGAGCCAGGCCAGCCAGGCAUCGAGUGUCUGCGCAUGGUGACGCGAUAGUGCGAUUGCAGGUGAAAAACUCUGCUUGACAAGGCGCCAGGCUUGCAGUAGCCCAGUCGCUGCUGGUACCGAUUGAGGUCAAACAAACUGGAUUGGGGUUUUGAGACAGAUAUGAAUCGGGUGUGUGGGAUGAUGUUGG
Exophiala mesophila is the source of this 4305-nucleotide messenger RNA. RefSeq lists its product as uncharacterized. Bases 382 to 3594 code for a protein of 1070 amino acids. The record is from RefSeq and is a predicted model, not a curated record. Lineage: Eukaryota; Fungi; Ascomycota; Eurotiomycetes; Chaetothyriales; Herpotrichiellaceae. Gene Ontology annotation, molecular function: RNA binding; 3'-5'-RNA exonuclease activity. The transcript has a single exon. Gene Ontology annotation, cellular component: exosome (RNase complex); P-body. Gene Ontology annotation, biological process: mRNA catabolic process.